AUGUCGCCGCCCAUGAUUGAGUUCCUGCAGGACCGUCUCUAUCUCAGCGCCUUUGAUGCGCCGCCGUCCAAGGAGAAACACCCGCACUUGCGCUUCUUUACGGUAGACGACCUCCUUGUUUACCAUGCCUUCCACAUGGACUUUGGACCGCUGCAUAUCGGUCAUCUCUAUCGCUUCGCCAUCAUUCUGCAUGAAAUUCUAUCUGACCCCGACAUGUCUGCAAAACCCAUCGUCUUUUACUCCCGCACAGAUGCACGGUCACGAGCGAAUGCAGCCUGUCUUCUAGCUUGCUACAUGGUCCUUGUACAAAACUGGCCCCCUCAUCUAGCCAUUGCGCCGCUAGCACAAUCCGAACCACCAUUUAUGGCCUUUCGCGACGCAGGCUAUAGUCAAGCGGAUUUCUGCCUCUCCAUUCAAGAUUUCGUGUAUGGUCUUUGGCGGGCAAAAGAAGCGGAGAUUAUUGACAUCAAGACAUUUGAUUUGGAGGAGUAUGAGUAUUACGAGCUUGUGGAUAAAGGUGACUUCAAUUGGGUCUGUCCGCGCUUCAUUGCAUUUGCUAGUCCUGUGCAGAGUGGGUAUACCACAAAAGCCAACCCAUUCAAAAAAGCACAAGCUGUGUCGGCGACGUUUCAACAUGUACUGGAUUACUUCUCCUCACACAGCGUAGGGAUGGUGUUUCGGCUCAACUCGCACUUGUAUGACAAGAGUCACUUUGAGAAGCAAGAAAUUGAGCAUAUCGACAUGUUCUUUGAAGAUGGUACAUGCCCUGAACUUGAUGUUGUCAAGACAUUCAUUGGGCUGACGGAGGAGAUGGCGGAACAAGACAAAGUGGUUGCUGUACACUGUAAAGCGGGACUCGGCCGCACGGGCUGCUUGAUUGGCGCGUAUCUCAUUUACAAGCACCGGUUCACUGCCAAUGAGGUGAUUGCGUAUAUGCGCAUCAUGAGACCCGGUAUGGUUGUUGGUCCUCAACAGCACUGGCUUCACAUCAAUCAGCAUCAUUUCACAGAAUGGUCCUAUACGGGUGCCAUCAAGAAGCGACAACCGCAGUCUGCUGUGUUUUGCACACCACCGAGACCUGUACUUGGUUCACUCGAUGACAAUACCACUGAAGCACGUGUCUUUGAAAAGGGCGAGCGUGCAGAGAUGUUGCCUGCACCGACGCCUGGACAACCGAGAAAGGCACCGAUGGGCCGUUUGCAGGUUGUCAACAAUGAGAAUACGGUGGAUGAGCUAGCUGAGCCAACAGACAAAAUUUCACCGAGACAAGCUUCAGGGCGGUAUGGUGAGCUUGGGAAAGCCGUUGCUGGUCGUAUUGCAUCGAGGGAGUCACCACGACGGAAGGUAUCACGGGAUGUAGCAGUGACGCCGCGUAGCGUUUCGACAAGUUCGACUGUGGGCGGCGGUGUGCGCAAGUCGAGUGGCAAGCAGAAGCGCCUGUAG
Protomyces lactucae-debilis is the source of this 1443-nucleotide messenger RNA. Its product is annotated as dual specificity protein phosphatase. Gene Ontology annotation, molecular function: protein serine/threonine phosphatase activity; protein tyrosine/serine/threonine phosphatase activity. The transcript has 4 exons. Gene Ontology annotation, cellular component: mitotic spindle; centrosome; mitotic spindle pole body. Gene Ontology annotation, biological process: regulation of exit from mitosis; positive regulation of cytokinesis; microtubule cytoskeleton organization. Lineage: Eukaryota; Fungi; Ascomycota; Taphrinomycetes; Taphrinales; Protomycetaceae. The record is from RefSeq and is a predicted model, not a curated record. The coding region runs from base 1 to 1443 and encodes 480 amino acids.